Molecule: messenger RNA, 2505 nt
Organism: Onychostruthus taczanowskii (white-rumped snowfinch)
Lineage: Eukaryota; Metazoa; Chordata; Aves; Passeriformes; Passeridae
Gene: CAPN10
Product: calpain 10
Exons: 13
Coding region: 135-2153 (672 amino acids)
Biological process (GO): proteolysis
Cellular component (GO): cytoplasm
Molecular function (GO): calcium-dependent cysteine-type endopeptidase activity
Source: RefSeq, a predicted model, not a curated record
GGCGGGGCCGCGCGUGCCGGCGUUGCCGGGUUACGGCCGCCCCGGGCAAUGGCGGCGGGACCGCCCCGCGGUUGGUGCCGGGCGAUUUAAAGUCGUAGGAAUAGCCGGCAAAGCUGCUUAGGGCUGUGUUAAAAAUGCUGGGAGAAAAAAAGCAGUUAAUGGUGGCAAGAGACCUUUACACAGACCCCGCGUUUCCGGCCAGUGAUACCUCCAUAUUUUUUAAUUAUUGUACCCCGCUUGCCCAAUUCAGAGGAGAGAUAUCUUGGUUGAGACCUAAGGACAUAUGUUCCUCUCCUCGGUUGUUUUCAAACAAUCUGCAGGAUGUGCAAGUGAAACAAGGAAUUCUGGGGGACUGUUGGUUCCUGUGUGCCUGUGUAGCUUUGCAGAAGAGCAAAUACUUACUGAACAAGGUGAUCCCUCCAGGUCAGCCCAGCUGGACAGAUGAAUCCUAUCAAGGCUGCUUCACGUGCCGGGUCUGGCAGUUUGGCCACUGGGUGGAAGUGACCAUUGAUGAUCGCCUGCCUUGCCUUGGGGGCAAACUCUGCUUUUCCCAGUGUCAGACAGAGGAUUUGUUUUGGCUUCCACUACUGGAAAAAGCUUAUGCAAAAGUGCAUGGAUCUUAUGAGCAGUUGUGGGCAGGACAAGUGGCAGAUGCUUUGGUUGAUCUGACUGGAGGAAUUGCUGAAAGAUGGACCCUGAAAGGCCCUGGAAAAAAUGUGGAGAAAGGGAAGACUGGUAUGGUUUUGGAGAAGGCAGUGUUUAGAAGACUGAUGAAACUGAAGGAACAGUGUGUGAUAAGCUGUUCAGUCCUCAACUCCAGACAAGGUGCAAGUGAACUAGGAGAAUUUCAUGCCUUUAUUGUGAUAGACACAUUGAAUCUUUCUGAAGUGUCAGGCAAGGAAAUCUUCCUGCUACGAAUACGAAAUCCUUGGGGGAGGCGGUGCUGGAAAGGGCCUUGGUGUGAGGGUGGUCAAGGAUGGAACCAGCUAGAUCCAGUAGUUGCUUCACAACUCCUCUCACAGAUCCAAGAAGGAGAAUUCUGGGUUGAUGAAGAGGAAUUUUUCAGGGAAUUUGAUGAGAUUACUGUGGGCUUUCCAGUCAAUGAGGAAGGACAACUUCAGAGCCUCUAUACAGAGAGAGUGCUGUAUCACUCUCAGAAUCUCUUUGGGUCCUGGGUGAGAGGCCAGUCUGCAGGUGGCUGCCGCAACAACAGCAGCUUCCCCACCAACCCCAAGUUCUGGCUGAGGGUCUGUGAGUCGAGUGAGGUGUGCAUUGCUCUGCUGCAGAAACACAGGAAAUACAGCACUGACUGGGCUGGAAGGAUUCAAAAUCCAACCUGCCUAGCAGAGGAAAAUCCAUCUUUGACUGAAGGCAUACAGGGAAAGAAUUACCAGGCUGUGGGAUUGCAUGUCUGGAAGGUGGAGAAGAAACGAUUUAACCUUCCAAAGACCCUCUCUGCUCCUCCAGUUGUAGGUACCGUCUGCCAUUCCUACGAUAGAGAAGUCCAUGUGUGCUGUGACCUGUCACCUGGCUUUUAUCUUGUUGUUCCCAGCACUUUUCUGAAAGAUGCAGUAGGGAAUUUCUUGCUUCGAGUGUUUUCAACGGGAAGGAUCUCUCUCAGUGAACUAAAGCCACCCCCCAUGGAUGCUGCCCUCUGUGAAGAACUCCCAGCUGGUGAAUGGGAGACAGUGCAGCUGCAUGGAUGCUGGAAGAAUGGGCUAAAUGCUGGAGGUAGCAGGAACUUCCCCUCCUUCCAUACCAAUCCCUGCUUUCCCCUCUCCAUUCCUGCAGGACCAGAGAAAAGCAGUGUGAAAGUCACCCUCCGUCAGCACUGCCUGGAUAGCAAGUGUUGUCCAAUAGGUUUCCAUAUUUUCCAGGUGCCUAACAGCAGCUGGAAACCACAAACUACUUCUUUUGUACACUUGGAGCCACUGGUGAGCUGUGUUCCUCACUGCUAUUCCCAGGAAGUCAGCAGACUUUGCAGGCUUCCUGCAGGAAGUUAUGUCAUUAUACCUUCUACAUACUUGCCCAAUACAGAAGGCAAUUUUACAGUGGUCAUAGCAACCAAAAUAGACAGGAAGCGCAUUCACAGCCAGGAGACACUUGGACAAGUAUUACAAGAGGUUUCCUUUACAACUGUGAUGAAAAGGUAGUGUGGAAUUCUGACACUGUCUUUUCAAGAAACAUCGGGAAGCCAAGGAGAAUGCCUCAUCUCUUGCUCUUCUCAAUUUUAAAUGGAAUAACAAGAUGCUUUUAGCCCAGCUGUUUUUCACUGGUACCAACUGUCAGGCCUGUAACGACUUCUUUGUGAAAAAUACCUCCUUUAAUCAUGAACACUCUGAAUAUUUGGUCUUCCCACAUUUUUAGAAGGAGCAUUGUACAGCAAAUUAUCAUGUACCUCAGUUCUUCAAAAAUGCAGGUGAAGAACAUGUGCAUGUUUUCACCCAAGCUAUGGUUUUGGAAGAAAACCAUAAAGCUUACAUGUAAGGCCAGGUUGGAUGGAGC